CGGGCGCCCUCCGCUCGGCUGACAGCGCGCUGCCCGCCCCGGGGCCGCCCCGCCGCCCGGCAUGGAGGAGAGCUCCAGCUGCGAGAGCCUGGGCGCCGGGCGGGCGGCGGCGCGGCUGCCCAGCGGUGACUCCCUCUCCAGGCAUAACUCUGAAAACAUAAACUCUGUGUAAAUCAGUGCAGCAAGGUCUGUUGAAGCGAUAGCUCCAUGAGCGCUUCCACUUCUCAGUCGGACCAUUCUACUCACACCAAAUCUGCUUCUGCGCUAUCAUCCGACUCGAUCUCCACCUCAGCAGACAACUUCUCUCCAGAUUUAAGGGUCCUGAGGGAGACAAAUAAAUUGGCUGAAAUGGAAGAGCCACCUUUGCUACCAGGGGAGACCAUUAAAGAUAUGGCGAAGGAUGUUACUUACAUCUGCCCCUUCACUGGAGCAAUCAGAGGAACCCUUACUGUUACCAAUUAUAGACUGUAUUUUAAAAGCAUGGAACGGGACCCUCCUUUUGUCCUAGAUGCAUCUUUAGGUGUAAUCAACAGAGUGGAGAAAAUUGGAGGUGCUUCCAGUCGUGGUGAGAAUUCCUACGGGCUGGAGAUUGUAUGCAAGGAUAUUCGAAACUUGCGAUUUGCUCACAAGCCUGAAGGGAGAACAAGGCGGUCCAUAUUUGAGAACCUCAUGAAAUAUGCUUUCCCAGUUUCAAAUAAUCUGCCACUUUUUGCAUUUGAGUACAAGGAAGUUUUCCCAGAAAAUGGGUGGAAGGUGUAUGACCCCACGUGGGAGUACAGACGACAGGGAAUUCCCAAUGAAAGCUGGAGGUUGACCAAGAUUAAUGAGCGCUAUGAGCUGUGUGAUACAUACCCUGCCAUUCUAGCUGUGCCUGUAAACAUUCCUGAUGAAGAAUUAAAGAGAGUAGCAUCCUUCAGAUCAAGAGGACGCAUACCAGUAUUGUCAUGGAUUCACCCAGAAAGUCAAGCAACGAUCACUCGCUGUAGCCAGCCAAUGGUGGGAGUGAGUGGCAAGCGAAGCAAGGAAGAUGAAAAGUACCUUCAAGCCAUCAUGGAUUCUAAUGCUCAGUCCCAUAAAAUCUUCAUAUUUGAUGCAAGGCCCAGUGUGAAUGCUGUAGCCAAUAAGGCUAAAGGAGGUGGCUAUGAGAGCGAGGAUGCCUAUCAGAAUGCAGAGUUAGUGUUCCUGGACAUUCACAAUAUCCAUGUUAUGAGAGAGUCACUGAGAAAACUGAAGGAAAUUGUGUAUCCCAAUAUUGAGGAGACUCACUGGCUGUCUAAUUUAGAGUCAACUCACUGGCUAGAGCAUAUCAAGCUCAUUCUCGCUGGAGCCCUUCGCAUCGCUGACAAGGUGGAGUCAGGGAAGACAUCUGUGGUUGUGCACUGCAGUGAUGGCUGGGACCGGACCGCCCAGCUCACCUCCCUGUCUCUGCUCAUGUUAGAUGGCUACUACCGGACUAUCAGGGGCUUUGAAGUGCUGGUGGAGAAGGAGUGGCUGAGCUUCGGGCACAGAUUUCAGCUGAGAGUUGGCCACGGAGACAAGAAUCACGCGGAUGCAGAUCGCUCUCCUGUCUUCCUCCAGUUCAUCGACUGUGUCUGGCAGAUGACGAGACAGUUUCCUACAGCAUUUGAGUUCAAUGAGUACUUCCUGAUAACCAUCCUGGACCACCUGUACAGCUGCUUGUUUGGGACCUUCCUGUGCAGCAGUGAGCAGCAGAGAGUGAAGGAGAGCCUUCCAAAAAAGACCGUAUCGCUUUGGUCUUACAUCAACAGCCAACUGGAAGACUUUACUAACCCCUUGUACGUGAGCUACUCCAACCAUGUCCUGUAUCCCGUGGCCAGCAUGCGCCACCUCGAGCUGUGGGUCGGCUACUACAUCCGCUGGAACCCCAGGAUGAAACCCCAGGAACCUGUCCACAAUCGCUACAAGGAGCUUCUUGCCAAGAGGGCCGAGCUGCAGAAGAAAGUGGAGGAGCUGCAGAGAGAGAUCACCAACCGUUCCACCUCAUCCUCGGAGAGAGCCGGCUCUCCCGCGCAGUGCGUCGCUCCAGUACAGACAGUUGUAUGAUAGGGACUAUUUGUGCCAAGUACCUUCCCAGGACCACGGGGGCAGCAUUUCUGAGCCCCUCUGGUUCCCAGCGCGGUGUCUGGGAGAUGCCAACCUAUUUAUUUAUUUCUCCCCAGGGUAAUUUAUUAGUACUGUAGCACUAGAGGAAGCUUAAGCAAAAAGAAACAAACAAGGCCCCCUAUGCAAUUAACCUUCUCAGUGGCUAGAUGAUAAUACAAGGUCAUUGCACUUGCCACCUAAAAGAAACCUAGAGCUCGGUCUUUGUUCACUUACGUGGAAAUCACUUGGCUUUGAAGAGAGACUGUGCGCUAGGAUAGAGUACAGUGGAGGAAAAACAUCCACUCACAAGUAUGGAAACUCCCCUUUGCUAAAAGGAAGUAUCAGCUCCGACUCUAUUGAAGCCUAGAAAACAGCCAUGGAGUCAGGAACCCUCCAGUGUUAGUGCCUGCACAGCAGUGUUCAUGAGAGCAUUUGCCAACAGGGACAAGCAGUGACAGCCGCUGGAACAUAUCACCUUCUUGCUUUUCCCUUCACUUUGACCUGGACCAUAGCAAGCCAUGUAAAUGAUGCCUUAUCUGAAGAAAUGGCAGCUUCAACCAAUAGGGGAUGGUGGUAGAGGAGCAAUCGACAGGACA
Molecule: messenger RNA, 2699 nt
Organism: Pezoporus flaviventris
Lineage: Eukaryota; Metazoa; Chordata; Aves; Psittaciformes; Psittacidae
Gene: MTMR2
Product: myotubularin related protein 2
Exons: 16
Coding region: 208-2064 (618 amino acids)
Biological process (GO): dephosphorylation
Molecular function (GO): phosphatidylinositol-3,5-bisphosphate 3-phosphatase activity
Source: RefSeq, a predicted model, not a curated record